Messenger RNA from Macrobrachium nipponense, 3485 nucleotides. RefSeq names its product zinc finger CCHC domain-containing protein 8-like. The record is from RefSeq and is a predicted model, not a curated record. NCBI's taxonomy places the organism in Eukaryota, Metazoa, Arthropoda, Malacostraca, Decapoda, Palaemonidae. Gene Ontology annotation, molecular function: RNA binding. Gene Ontology annotation, cellular component: catalytic step 2 spliceosome.
AAUUGGCAGAGAUUAGUGAGGUUGAAAAGGACUCCACUGUCAUAUUAGAAUCGUCACUGGACAGCAGCGGUGUAGAGAUAAUUGAGGAAGCUAAGAGUUCAGGUGUCAUUAUAAUAGUGAGUUCCUCUGAAAGCUCAGAUGACUCUGAUGUUUCAUUUUGGACAAUAGAUGCGGCAUAUUCGAGCAAAGGAUUAGAAGACAGUUUUAGUGGUGCUGAUGUUGAUGCUAUAGUUGUUUCUAGUGAUUCUUCAGGCAUAAGCAUAGUCAAAAGUGAUUUGCAUGGCAUUGCUAGAAAUAAGGAUGUUGUGGCUGUAUUAAAUUCGUCCAAAAAAUAUACAGGUGGUGAUGAAACAGAAAAAACUGCAGUUGUCGGCAAGAGUCAGUGCUCCAAAGAAAAUGAUAAUGAUGAAGAGCAGAGUAAUGACUUAUCCAAAGAUAAUAUUGAAACAGAAACACCUUGUGAAAAUGAAGACAGUGGUAUAUAUCCAGCUAGCCCAUUUGCUGAAGAUGAUGUAUUAACACCAAAUACAGAUGAUGAUAAAUCAUUGAAAAUGAAGGAUCCAUCUGAAAAGGAAGAUCGUGGUAUUUUCCCAGCCAAUCCUUUUACUGAUGAAGACAUUUCAACAACAGAUACUGGAAAGAAUAAUAACCCACUGAAAACGAAAGAUGCAUCUGAAAGGGAAGAUCGUGGUAUUUUCCCAGCCAAUCCUUUCACUGAUGGAGACAUUUCAACAUCAGAUGCUGGAAAGAAUGAUAACCCACUGAAAACGAGAGAUAAACCCUUAUUAAAGAGAUUAAACAAUCCUGAAAUAAUAAGCUCAGAGGAGAUAAGUAGUUCUGAUGCAAGCACUUCACAAGAUAGUGAUAAAGAUAAGCAAAGUGAAAUGACCUCCAUGAAGGACAUGUUUUUCCUUGAUAUGGAUGGAGAAGUCAUCGUGAAUGAGGAAAAUAAAGAUGCUGAUGUCAUUAGUUUUGAUGGAAUAUCUUUAGAUGUUGAUGGUGAUGCAGGAACUCAUGUACCUGAAGAUAAUAUCUCUCCUUACCCAGUUCAUGAAAUACCCAAGUAUUAUGCUGGUGUUGCUGGAGUUCUUUCAGAUAUUGAAUACAACAUGGAUACAGGCAAAAAGAUUCAAGAUGCAAAACCUAAGAAAACAUGCUUCAAUUGUCUUGGCGAUCAUAAUUUCCAAGAAUGUCCAGAGCCUUCCAAUCCACAGAGAAUUGCAGCAAACAGGAAAAAACAGAAGAGCAGUCGAAUAUCAAGCAUGAGAUACCAUGAAGAUUGUGACAAUAAAUAUGGUCAGUUUCAGCCAGGAAAGAUCAGUGAAAAUCUUCGUGAAGCUUUAGGACUUAGGUAUGGAGAAUUACCUAUUCAUAUUUAUCGUAUGCGUUACUUAGGGUAUCCUCCUGGUUGGCUGAAAGAAGCAGAAGUUCGACAGGGUGAGAUGAAGCUUUAUGAUGGUUUUGGACAAAGUGUACUUCAUCCAGAUGCUGAAGAAGGGGAACUAGAUCAUACAUUAGUAAAGUACAAUCCCGAUAAAUUGAUAGGUUUUCCGGGAUUUAAUGUUGAUAUCCCUAAAGGCUAUCGUGAUGAAUGGAGGGUGAUGAACUUUAUGCCUAUGCAACGCAAGCAUAGAAUCUCAGAAUUUAAGCGUGUUAUGGAGAUGAACAAAGUUAGUGCAUACAAGAAGAGAAAACUAAAAGAUGAACAUUUAAGGGGUGCUGAUACUUCAGUAUCUUCAGCUGAAAUGGAGAUUGAUGAAUCUGGAGUCACCUCUUCAGCAGAGAUAGAAUUCAACCCACCAUUACCAGAUGAACCCUUACCUCCCUUACCUCCUGAGGAGAAGGAGAGCCCAGCAUCACCGGAAAUGCCUGAACCUGUGGAAGAAGGGGAAAUUACAGAGGAGGAUUCACAGUCCUCCAUGAGUUAUCUGGAGGCCAAGCGUAAAUCACUCUUAGAACAACUGGGACACAGUGGAAAUCCCAGUGCCGAGUCAAAUCAAGAAAGUAAUGCAGAAGAAAAGGAAAAUGUAAAUUCAUCUGAUGCAGAAAGUGAAACAGAAUCAAGUACACAACUCAAUGAAGAGUCUGAGAAUUCUAGAAGUAGUAGCAACACUAACAUUCAUAAAAAACAAAAGGUUAAACACCAUAGAUCACAGUCCAAAGGUUUCAAGUUAGGUGUUGCUAUUCCUCCUUCUAUUACUCCGUUCACUCACUUGCCAAGUGCAGAGAAGUGGACUGUUGAUGUUACAGAUCACAUAAAUUUUGAGAAUUUACCUGAUGCUUUAGGAACUUGGGAAAAAAUGAAAGGUUUGGUGAGUAAAGUUAGAAAGCGAAUGGGUGAAAUACAUGUAGAUGAAGAUGAGUAAUUUUAGAAAACUGUAUAGUUCCACUUUAUACAUUGAAGCUUCCCAGUGUUUGUAUUGUUUUUACAGGGGAUAAAAUUUAUGUUGUUCAAGACUUGAGCAAUGUACAGUUUGUAUGUUUGUUUCAAUGCUGUUUGAAAUGUUGCAAUCUUAGUGAUAAAACUUUAUUGUCAAUGUCAGAAUCAGAUGGAGAAAGUUAUAAUUGGACUGCCAUUUUAUUAUUUCAGAUCACAGAUUACAUUGUCAUUGCUAAGCAAAGGAUGAAUUUUCAACUUGUUAACAAGUCAUUUUGUUCUAUUGAAACAAAGUUGCUUGCUUUAUCCAUAUCAGAAAUUAUACUUAUAGUAUUAUAAUUUUGUUUAAUGUCUUCAUGAUUUAUAAGUUCUUGUUCAGAGCCAUUUCUAAUUCUUAAGGUCUCUUCUGUUUUUGUGAUUACAUAUGAAUAAUCAGCCUAUAAUGAGGCAUGUGUUGUAUACAUAAACGAUUUGCUUAGGGAAGUUUUAAGUUUUUUUUUUUCUGCAGAAUAUACUGGCUCUUAAAGUUAAUUUCCUUUUAUCUUAUUUUUUGUGUAUUUUGUUAUAUGUCAGUGUUUCAGGGUAAAGUCAACAAAAUUUGUUGUAUGAAAGUCCCUUUCUAGAUAUGUUUUGAAUGUAUGUAAAGUAUAUUGAACCGGUGUUCAUUCCUGCGGGGUUAUAUUUGUCUUUGCAUGAAUAUGUUAUAUUUUAUUUAGUUUGCAGCUUGGAUGAUUUCAAAAGGUAUAUAUCAGUUACAGUACAUUAUUUUUCCAAUUUGGUUACUGAUAGGCAAUUCACAUUUGCACUUUCUGGUAAGAACUCAAAGGAGAGAACUUUCAUAUUGGUCAUUUGGUCAAAGUGUAGAACUAUGAGUUUUCAAAUUCAUUACACUCACAUUAUCAUCCCGGUAGGAAUUUUAUUUGAUGUAGAAUAUAUUUGAAAAGAAUUCAAAAUGUACCAGUUUAUGGAAAAAACUAUCUCCAUGGGCUAGUUAUCAAUAAAUUGGUCAUGCAGGUCAUUUAUGCAAAUAAAAUAUUAGGUACUCAAGAUUUAUUUUCAGUUAUGUAUAUAAUCAUUCCACUUUAUAUAAAUAUACUUUACAAGUGAC